Rhizopus microsporus ATCC 52813 is the source of this 2137-nucleotide messenger RNA. RefSeq lists its product as uncharacterized. NCBI's taxonomy places the organism in Eukaryota, Fungi, Mucoromycota, Mucoromycetes, Mucorales, Rhizopodaceae. Bases 432 to 1889 code for a protein of 485 amino acids. Gene Ontology annotation, cellular component: plasma membrane. Gene Ontology annotation, molecular function: oxidoreductase activity. The record is from RefSeq and is a predicted model, not a curated record. The transcript has 2 exons.
UCCUUUUUUCGAUUUGAUUGGACUAUUCUAUGGAUACCUAUGGUUAACCGUACUAGGAGUUGAUGCCAGCCAAGGCAUCACAGCGGUAUACCCAGCUAUCCACAUGUGAGCGACCAUCAUCCUACACACACGGCUGCUUGGGUCUUUACCUUUUCUAUUGAUGAUCCAGUUUCCUUUUACCUGAACAAGCUUUCACAUAAGUUCUCCCCAAAGCCAUCGACAAUGGUCGUCAGAUGAAAGCGAUGGUGAAUAGUCUUUAUAGGGGCCGUGAAUAUCUUCACCACACACUACACAGUCAAUCACCUCUUCAAGUCAUUGAUAAUGACCUUACCAGAUUCUCGUGACUCCUUGCAGAGGCUGGGUCGAAUUUUUUUUUUAAAAUUUAUUUUGUUGAACGACUAGUCUUCUCUUGUGUGUUUCUGACAUGAAGAAUGAGCCGGAAAUCAAUUUUGAUAUAUUUCAUAUCAGGGCUCUUUAUUCUUGCUAUAUUUGCUCAACUUAAUUCUUAUCUUGCUCUAAUCACUUUACCUAAUUCACAUUCCAAAGAUGACACAGCGAUUCAGGAACGAUAUCAGAGAGAAUAUAAGGCUUUGAUAGUCUAUAUCAUAUGCCUCUCAGCCACAUGCUUCAUUCUGCUGCUACAAUCUUGGCUUAAACAAUCACACUACAAUCAACAAAAGUUACUAGGACACCCAUUGACAGCAAAGACAGCAACAAACAGGUACAACAGUUGGCUACAGUACGAAUGGCGAUGGUUCAGCACGACUCUGUCCUUGUCAUUUAUCAUCAAACUAGGAACACUCAUUGGUGUAAAUAUUAUGCUUAUACUCAUUUCAAAUGAUGAGGAUAAACACUUGAUGCUACAAGGAAGAGCUAAUAGAGCAGCCCAACUAGCUGUUGCAAACACUGCUGCUGCAGUUGCUCUUUCAGCCAAACUAUCCAUCAUUCAGCGAUAUUUUUAUGGAGUUGAGAAGACGCUGAGUUGGCAUCCAUGGUUUGGCAGAAUAGCCCUUGUUGAAACACUGUAUCAUGGCGCCUAUCAGUUUCAAUUGAAUUAUGCUCGACAGAACUAUGAUCUUAUUCUCGCCUUGACUACCAAUAUUCGAUACAUGACAGGAGCCAGUUUGAUAUCAGCCAUGAUCAUUUUGGUGAUUGGAUCUCAUCCGCUCGUAAGGCAUAUUUCCUAUCGACUCUUCCGAUUGACUCAUAUCGGCUCAUUCCUUGUGCUCAUCCUAUUGGGCUGUCUUCAUCACUGGGUGUUUUAUGUGUUUUAUGCAGCAGUACUCGGAUUUUGGAUCAUAGAUCAAGUUGACCGAUCCUUUGAAAUCGAAGUGUGCAGCCUCCAAGCGAUGCCUGGAAAUAUAGUAAAGAUUCAGGCCACCGUACCUUAUACUAUCUUAAGCCCGAUACCUGGUCAAUUUGCAUUUCUAUCAUUCUCAUCAUCAUGGAUUCAUGCUUGGAUACACUCACAUCCUUUUUCUAUUUGCAGAAUAGAUACCGUCAAUGGAAAAGAUCAGGAUGAUGACAGUGAGGGGAUAGUACAUCAAGCAUUGACAUUUUAUAUCAAAGUGUCUGGCAAACGAACUUUAUCACUCUACCAAAAGGCAGUAGAUCAAGAAAAAGUAAAGAUGAGGAUCAGUCGGCCCCUAGGAAGGCCCUACUUGACGAUUGCCGGAUCUGAAUUUGGCGAUUUCAAGACGAUUGUCUUGGUUGCAGAUGGAGUAGGACUAGCACCAUGGAUCUCAGUACUACAAUAUGUGAGUGAAAAAAAAGAGACGAUAAAGACACGAUCGGUGUACUUGAUUUGGAGUAUACAUGCAAUAGGUAGAAUCCAUCGUGGGUAUAAAGAAUACAGACUGAUUUUUUAUAGACACAUUUUAUGCAUUUGAAGAGGAGCUCGUUCAGUUUGCAAACUCUCUGCAGCUAUUGGACUUGACGAUUGAAAUAUUUAUUACAGGCGAUAUAGAAGACAAUGCAGAAUCUGUUAGACAAUUUACGUUUAGAUACAGUCGACCCAACUAUUCACUUUUAUUUGAUGAGAUCUAUGAGAAUGAUGUAGCUGUUGGAGUGUGUGCACAUGAAGACAAGACUGUACAGAUACAUAAUUUAGCACUUGCUCGUUCUUGGGCUAUACAUA